AUGGAUACUGAACAGUUCACGCCGGCGCAACUGUCCUUCUUUUCCAUCUAUAGCCCGCCGCUAGGACCGACCGACGAGACAUUCGGCGACCAGGUUGUCUUUUACUAUUCGCGAUCAGCCAGGGAUGGACGAACGAAAGCCAAAGCAACGGCCGACGAGGAGCGACUGAGUGAGAAUGAGAAGCUACGACAGAUUGGCCUUGCCCAAGGCAUGGCCGGCUUUGCCAGGAACUUUUCCGAUGGUGAGCCCAUCGAGGCCGUCGAGACCGAGAAGUCGCGUAUCCUGAUGCACGAGCUGGAGAAGGACUGGUGGGUCCUGGCCUCCAUCGACCUCACACGUCUCCCGUCUUCCAACAAAGACCGGGAAUUCGAAUACUCGUCACGCGAAGUCAGCCCGGCUCCACUCCUCCUACAACAAGUCUUGACUGCCUAUCGCGUCUUCACACUACACCAUGGCCCCUCGCUCAGCGACAUGUACGUCAAGCUCCCAAGAGACAAAUUUUCGGCCCUCCUUGAUCGCUUCUGGACCCGCUUCUGUCGCAAUUGGGACGUCUUGCUACAUGGCAACCCCGCCAUCGACAUCUUUGGAGGCUUGAAGCUUGCAGCAGGAGGCGAACUGGGCUAUGGUGUGGGUGAGGAAGAUUGGGGCAGUGGAGACAGAGAAGUGCUUGAAGAUCUGGUACAUCGUACCGAAGGCCUGGUCGACUUACUUGUCCACCGUUUCGGUGAAGCUGCACCUCCUGAGGACGACUACGCCAACGAUGAUCCAUCCCAGAUCACUCUACACGAUGCUCGACAGGGUCUUCCUUGGCUAGGUUGUGGCAAUGAGCCCCAGGCUCCAGAUGGCCUGAUCUUCAGUGGUGUGGGUGCAAUUACCCGCUCCUCUGUUCGUGACAUUUCUACUUGGGUCCGCGACAUCUAUGCCUAUGGAGAGCACGCUUAUGGCGUCAAGGAUAAUCCACAUCGACAACGUCGUAAGAGACGCAGACGGAUUCCACCUCCUAUCGUCAGCGCUGUCGAAGCUUCGCUUGACCGAGCCAGCGCUUCCGCUGAUUCUCGUGCUCCCAAUCAACCCCAACCCUCGUCUGAACAGACUUCUUCCUGGAAUCUCGGAAGCUCCGACAAAUGGGUCAAAUAUCUCACUUUUGGUCUGGCAUCAGGUGGGAAACGCUCAGAUUCGCCAAAGCGACCAGAUGGUCCUCGUCCAAUGAACGCUCUACAACGUCAACGACAACGAGAAAACAACGGACACUUCCUCGUCGGCUACCACGGUGAUCUCGACCGUAAACCAGCAGAAAACAACGACGACAACGACAGCGACACCACAAUCAACGACUCUGAAAUCCCCGAAGCAGAACGAAACACUUUACGCACCGUAAAAGUCGAACUCGCCGAAAAAAGCGAGUCUCAAAAUGACGACAUGGACUCUAGAGACAGCUUUGUCAACAGAGAUGUUUCGUCGCGGUUAAGGGUUCUGGUGUAUGUACAUCGCCCUUUUGUGUAUGUGUUUUUGUUUGAGCAGAGGACGCCUUCGCUCAGCAUAACUGGCUUUUACCGCGAAUUGCACAAACAUCUGAGGCCACUCCACAAAUCCCUGCUUAACAGUACUUCGACGCAAAAAGUGGCGCAGAGGAUAGCAGCAGCACAUACCUCCCCUCCCGAACCCUUAUCCAUAAACCCACUAAACCCUCCUUACGCACCACCCCGCAACAGUCCGGUUUUCGAUCUCGUCUACGAUCCUGUAAACCUCACUUGCCAUACCUCCCUCCCGAAUAUUCCGGAACCGGGACAAGUUAUGCCGUAUGAGGGAAGUAUAGGAACUACGAGUUCAGGACGAGACGCACCUCCCCAAUGGACACGUUUGGAGGCGCUAAACGUACACAGUCAUAUUCUGUUUACGCUUGAACACUCCUCGCGCCACUCCAAUGAAACAGAACGCACGUCUAAGACGUCGCGGCAUUGGUGGGUUGUAUGGCUGCGUAUCCCUCAACCGGGUGAAAACGAUGGAAAACACCCAAGGCCUGAACACUGCAGAACUGCUUUCCUAGUUCGCAAAGCUAGGGAUCAUGUUGUUGAAGUACAGCGGAGCAGAGGCUUAGGCGGUGCCAAGGGGAUGGCGAGUAGGGUUAGUAGUGGCAUGUAUAAUCUUGUGGGUGCUAGAGCUGGUGGCGUGGAAACUGAGGAUGGGAACGAGGGUAAAGGAUGGGGAAGUGCUGCGGCACUGGCGGGAGGCAUUGGUAUCGAUGCGAGGAAGUAUGUUGAGAAUCUGUUGAGCUUGAAUCGGUAA
Molecule: messenger RNA, 2286 nt
Organism: Aureobasidium melanogenum CBS 110374
Lineage: Eukaryota; Fungi; Ascomycota; Dothideomycetes; Dothideales; Saccotheciaceae
Exons: 5
Coding region: 1-2286 (761 amino acids)
Biological process (GO): vesicle-mediated transport
Cellular component (GO): Mon1-Ccz1 complex; intracellular membrane-bounded organelle
Source: RefSeq, a predicted model, not a curated record